GUCGUCAUAACAACGUCAAAUAAUAUGACAGAUCGCUGCUAGAAUUCACCAAUCAGCACUUUUGUUUUUCUGUGUACGUCAUAUGACACGUGAUUCAGCAAAACAGAGCUUUCGAGUUCUGUUUCGAUAUCCGAAAACAACGAAGCGCACGUUGAAGUGUGUUUUGGUGCACCAGAAAGGUUACGUUCACCGGGAUUAUCGAAAUAAUGGACACACUAAAGGAACAAGCAAUGAUAAAUCAAUUCGUUAUGGCGGCUGGUUGCGCAAGGGAUCAAGCAAGACAGCUUUUGCAAGCGGCACACUGGCAGUUCGAGACGGCAUUGAGCCUGUUUUUCCAAGAGGCAGCGAUUCCUUCUCAUCCACAUAACCCACUUGUGACGCCAGCAAAUACUCCGGCUACCCCUCCGAACUUUCCUGACGCAUUGAUUGCUUUUGCAAAGCUACAAGCUUCGGAAAAGGCCCAAACUUCAACAAACAAGAACACAAAUGAACCAGUUAGAUGAGCUCCGUUGCGCAACGAAUUCAGUUGGUCAAGGGGUAGCCCCGACGUAUAAACUUUGUAAAAAGGAAGCGAUUGACUAUAUACCAUUUACAGAAUAUGUGUUAAAAACAUACUGGAUCCCUGUGUCAUCCAAAGUACUAAAGAAUAUCACAGAGGUGAUGAGGUUCGAUGAAGAAAACAAUGAGUAGAUUUGCUAUGUAGCAAAGUUGUACCGGCACGCUCAGAUAGAAUGGCAUCUGUCGUAACCGGAGUUUUCGAACUGAAGAAACCAGAGGAUCGUAUUUAACCGAUCAAAAACACUGAUCCCUUGGAGGGAACUCAAGAAUGUGGGACAUGAGAAAAGAAGUGGGAAGAGUGUGUGAAUUUGGUUGGAAUAUCUCUUGUGCGGUGUGUUGUUCUGCCUGGUGCAUUUGUUAUGGGUGGGAAAUAUCAAGGCACUAUCCUUUGAAUUACAAUCGCCACUUUCGCAGUAUACAACUUAUACGCAAGCAAAUGCAUUUGAACCCCUUAGCUAUUGCAUCAGCCUAAAUCAUUUCGGAUAAACCGAAACUACGAGCUAACAGGCAUUGGUAGUUAUCCUACGUGAUGAAUAAAGCACUUAUUGGUGUUACUUAGCAUUAUUUACAUCAAGAACUCAGUCGCGGCUUAAAAAACUAAACAGUUAUAAAGAUUUAAAAAGCAAGACAUACUUUCGGAUAAGGAAAAAAUUUGGAUUGCUUUGAGUUGCAUAAACAAAGUUUGUUAUUUCUGAGAAAUGUUGUGCUAAACUCUUAAAGCUUGCAGUCCUGUGUUUGGGAGAAGCUAGAAACCGAAUCAUGGAGAAAUUCCCUUCAAAUUAAAACGUUGCUGAUUUGUAA
This is a messenger RNA of Nematostella vectensis (starlet sea anemone), 1359 nucleotides long. RefSeq names its product UBA-like domain-containing protein 2. The coding region runs from base 207 to 503 and encodes 98 amino acids. Gene Ontology annotation, molecular function: protein binding. The transcript has 3 exons. NCBI's taxonomy places the organism in Eukaryota, Metazoa, Cnidaria, Anthozoa, Actiniaria, Edwardsiidae. The record is from RefSeq and is a predicted model, not a curated record.